GGCUUUGAGCAUAGCUCACUUAGCCACGAAAACAUAAUUCAAAGGUACUGUCUAGACAGCGCUGAUUAGUGAUUAUCGUGAUUAUAGAUUCAAGUCAGUGCAGUCAGUAUCUAGUCGCUCCCAAAACUAUUAGAACAACACAAAGUUAGGUUAAGGCUCGUCUUUUCCCCUCUCUCAUGACCUACCAAACGAAUUCGGAACAAAAUGGUAUCUUACGUCAUUACUAUGACGUUGCAGGUACCAAUUGGUUAACCAAAUGGUAUAAAUACCAACCAAAGCUUGCCGAAAUCACCUAGUGUUUGCUGAAAAUUUUGGUUUUAUGCGGAACGCUUUUCCAAUCGCAGAAUCGCCGCCGGUUUCUCAAUUACUGUAUAGGCAGUUACACACGGACGUGGAUGUCUGAAAACAAAACAUGUACGCACAUAGACCGGUUUUUCAGGCAGCAGACAUCACUGAUCACGGCACGUGUAAUCGUAACUACAUCGUAACCAAGGUUGGAAACGGAACCCACCCUAUAAUAUCAUAUGUCAAUGUCAAUCGUUUGACAAGACGUUCAAGGGUUGUGUUGGUUGAGGGUUGGUGGUUCAAGUUGUUUGGUUUGUUUUGUUUUUGUUGGUUCAUUGUUGACUCUUUUUAGUUUGUGAUUGUUAUCCUGAUCACUAUAAUUUGAAGAAGUUGUGCCUGUGAAAUCAAAAUUUAUGCCUGAAAAAAUGGACCUCGUAUUUAAAGAGUACGAUUUUGUUUGGGCAAAAUUCAUGAACUUCAACCACUGGCCCGCAAUCAUUAUCAAACCGGACCAGAAUGUUAUAGAAAAAGUAUCAAAAGAUUCCCAAUGGGUAUACUUUUUGGAAGAUCAUAACUAUGCAUGGGUUCCUGAGAAGAACAUCAAACCUUACGAAGAAUUCAGAGCGCGUUUUAAAAAUAAAAAGGUGGAGAAGGCGAUGAACGAAAUGGAAGGUUACAUAAGAGAAAAAGCUCUAGAUCCUAACUAUAAGAUACCAAUUUCAAAAUUUGUGGGCAAAAAAUCAGCCUCAGCUAAAAAAAAUACUCAAGUAAAUCGUAAAAGGGGUAGAAAAAGUUUAACAAGUGAUAAUGAAGAGGCUUCUGCUCCACCUGCAAAAACAAGAUAUUAUGCUGAUUCAGACAGUGAUACUUCACAAACGGAUGAUAGUCAAGAAGAUGCUAACACUUCGGAUGGUUCGGGUUACAUUGGAUUUUUUGUUGGCCACAUUAAUGCAGAAUAUUUCCUAGCGAAACUGAUUAAUGCUAACAUCAAGAUAAAUGUGUGGUUUGAAAAUAAAAAGUGGGCCGAAGAAUUGGAAUAUUUACAGGAUUAUGCUAAAGGAAAAGAGGUCUUUUACAGAGUCUGUAGCACUCCACAGCUUGCCAUUGCUAAUAGUAAAGCUACCUUUAGCUGUUUAUCAAAUCCAGAGCAAGCCAAGAGUGUGGUAAACGAAUUGAUGAUUGCCGACAAAAAUCAUGGAUUCUUGAAAGGUAGAGCAUACAUUGAGAUGACAUCAAUAGUUAGUGAUCUGUCCAAAGAGAUCUGUUCUCUUAUCAGGGGAAGAGAAGGGUUAUAUCUGGAGGCCAUGAUACAGGGUAACAGAGACACAAGCAUUCAAAUUCUUGCAGCUGGGACGUUGAGUGUCUUUGAGUUUUGCAAACCUUGUUUUCGAGUUAUGGGAGAGCCAAAUAACUUGGGGGAAGAAGUAGGCCUGGCUACUGACUUCCAUAUGGCAUUCCAGAUGCUGAGAGGAAACUUGUUGGUUUCAAUGACUGAAGGGUUGGCAUUGGCAAAUCAAACUGGUUAUUCUCUUAAACAAAUGAGGAGCGUGUUUCAAAUGACAAACAUUUCGUGUGACUAUUUCGAUAGCAAAAUAACAUCAAUGAUCGAAAAAAGUUAUGAUCAAGUAAACGAACCGGUGCAAAACUUGCAGAAAGAUUUUUCCCAGAGCUUACGAGUUUUCGAUAAGCUGCUGCAUCCCACUCCUCUAACCGCUAACGCUAAUGAAAUUAUGAAACAGACCUGUAACUGGGGUUACGGCGAAUUAGAUACAUCGACGAUUUAUCAAAUAUUAAGAUAUUAAUUGUAUUGUAUAAUGAAAAUUGUGCAAGUUCUCUCUAAGCAUAGAACCUUUUAUGGUCAGAUUAGUGGAUAAUGUUGAAAUGUAACAACUGUGAUGGAUUUGUAUAGCAUUCCAUUAUACAAUAUGAAAAAGUACUAUUUUAAGAAUAAAAAUUUUGCCUGCGAAAUUCAACUCUGAUGUAAGUGUGUGUUAUAUUUAAAUUCUUGUCCUGGAAGGAACUUUAUUGUGUUUUUGAUGAUAAAUACAUCCUGAAUUAGUAUAUAGA
Ceutorhynchus assimilis (cabbage seed weevil) is the source of this 2352-nucleotide messenger RNA. NCBI's taxonomy places the organism in Eukaryota, Metazoa, Arthropoda, Insecta, Coleoptera, Curculionidae. The record is from the annotation of a GenBank genome assembly.